Messenger RNA from Falco peregrinus (peregrine falcon), 12479 nucleotides. RefSeq lists its product as uncharacterized. NCBI's taxonomy places the organism in Eukaryota, Metazoa, Chordata, Aves, Falconiformes, Falconidae. The transcript is spliced from 3 exons. The record is from RefSeq and is a predicted model, not a curated record. Bases 8219 to 9157 code for a protein of 312 amino acids.
AAAAUAUAUAUACAUAUCUAUAUGUGUGUGUGUGUAUAUAUGUUAAAUUGACUAAAAGGAACUGCACUGUGUACAGUAUAUAGAACAGAAAAGGUUUUAAGAAUGCUGCAUCUUUGGAAAGUUCAAAUGUGCAUGAUUUGCAUGAAUAAUUUUUUUAAAACUUGUGCCUUUACUGCUACGCAAGAGAAUGUUGAUACAUUUUGUGCAUCACCAAAGUUUAGCACAUCUACUAAAAAGUAAUGCCGUUAUCAUAUUUUGUUAGCUUUGCUUUCUAAAUUUUCACUUCAUCUAAUAUUGUUUUAUUUUAAAUUUCUGUGGCCUCUCAUUAGUGGAUAAAGGUAAGCUGCCAGAAGCUGUUGUUAAAAAGCUGACAGUGUUAAAGCAGCUUCAACUUCAACUUGUUUUCAUUAGAUUCUGAUCUGAAAAAGCGCAUAUUGUGAUAUCACUUUGACUUCUGUGCAUGAUAUAAACUUAGUUGUUCUCACUAUUGGUAGUAAAAAAGUAUGAGCAUUCAAUCUUUUAUUUGCUAAUUUUAAGAAAUAUGAUUAUAGAUUCCUUUGCUUGAUCAUCCACAUUCUAGAUAUGCUAUUUCUUCAGGAAUUUUUGUUUAUUUUCUAGAAAUAAGGAAGGCAACAGUUCUUUUCUUCCCGGUUUUAAUGUUAGAUCAUUAAAAAGUGAAAUUUCUGCAGCUAGUUUAAUAAAUAUGUUAUGAAUGGACCAUAUAUAGAGAAAUAUAUAUGGACCAUAUAAAGAGAAAAUCCCAGUGCAUAUUUACAUAUGGCUGUUACACUAAAACAGUGUUUUUAGCAAGUGAUAAUUGGGUAUAAAAACAGGCCACAUCCCUCAUUGCAGAGUAAUAGAGUCUAUCUCACAAUAAAACCAUUUUUCCAUGUAACCCUACAUUGAUUUAUAUACUGACAUUUUGGGGUUUUUUUUCUGGCAUGGACUCAUAUGAAGGCCAACUGAAAGGAAUCAAAGCCUUGUGCCCACUUUUUUUCCCAUGGAAGUUAAUGCUUUCUGGGGCAGAUGGACCCCAUCUGUCCUUUAGUGAAUCAAGUUGCAUAGCUUCAGUGGGAGUUCUUAACAACAAAGGAGUGCUGAAGUGGUUACUGUCUUCUCUGUGGUAUAAUAACCAAAUGAGGACCAAACGGAAUCAGUCUGGUUAUUUAGCUUCAACAGAUCUCAGAAAAAUUGAUUUUUCUGUGCCAGGAAGUUUAGGAGUUUGACUAAAGGUUUCAACAUUUUGUGAAUGCUCCGUAAUUUUUCUCCCAGGAUUAACAUGUCAAAUAUUAUUUCUGGAGCCACUUUUUGUGUCUGAGUAUUUUGAUUUGUUUUCCCUUCAGGGAGUGCUAAGAGCUUGUAAAACUUUGCUGGCUUAUCAGCAAACCUUCCCAAGGGGACAGAAAUACUUGGGUACCAUUUUUCCCCCCUUCAUUAUCCUCUUCUGCAAAUCAAUUUCAAACUGAGGAUAUUCUUCUAUUUCUCUUACUUUUCCAUCUUAUAUACUAGGUACUGUUCUUACAGCAGAGAGAAGCAGCACUCUUUUCUAGGGGAAAAUAGCUUAUAAUUCAGUAACGGCACUUCUGCAGUGAAGACACAUCAUAUUUUAGCUUUCUCACCCCCUAUUGAGGUUAUAGUACUUGAUCUGCUAUUUGUUCUCAUCAGCUGGCAGAAACCAAUGCAACUCUUGUGACUAGAAGCCAUGGGACUUAUUUGAAUCUUUAAGCAUGUUUCCCAUCCAUAUCUUUAUCAAGAUGGGGCAAAUAUUACAGUGACAAGACUUCACUAUUCUGAAGAAUAGUCCCAAACCACAUUCCAGAAGUCUAUAUCCCCUAAUAAAGCUGUAGGAAUACUAGACCAUGGCAGAAAUUUGUCUUCUUCCUAAGCAAGACUGUAGAAACCAGUUGUGUGAUACUCUGAACAUUUGCCACCCUAGCAAACAAUACAACUGCUGUUAUAAAUAACAUCUGUGGUUACCUAUUUCAAUAUUUGUCCUGUAAAAGGGCUGUUACCAGAAGGAACAAGAAUUCUUAAAUUGCACAACAACCGAACAAGCUUCCAAAGAGAAAAUAUUCUCCCUGUCAUCAGAGUUGUCUUCUGACAUAAAACACAGAUUGUAUGUGUGUAUUUAUAUAUAAUUUAUAUAUCUUUAUAUGUAUAUGUGUAUAUAUUGGACAUCUGUAUGAACUAUGAGAACACCCACAUUUUUAUAUCCAUUAAACUAUCUAAUGAAUAAGCAGUUGUUUCAUAACAUAUAUGUGCAAACUAAAUAGGAAGUAUGUACAGAUGAACACUGUGGAUGUUCUCAUCAAUAUAUAUGUGUAAUCUUUUUUUUCUGAACUGAAGAAGCUCAUAGUCUCAAUAAUGUCUCGUGGCAAAGGAUUCCGCAGGCUAAUUAUGUGCUGUGUACAAAUGUAUUUCCUUUUUAUUGGUUUUAAAUGUGAUGCCUUUAAUUUUAUUGAAUGUCCCUUGUUAUGUAAUAGAAGAAAAAGAUAAAUAGAAAUUUCCCAUUUGUUUUCCCCUAGAGUAUAUAUUUUUGUAAUUUCUCCUAGCUAAGCUAAACAUCAUCAUUUUUAAAAAAAAUUAUACAUCUUGCAGUCUUUACAAUCACUUCCUUUGCCUGGAUCUGAACUCUGCAUACAGUUUUUAUUGACAUGUUUUUAGCUACUCUCUUCUCCAUAAUACUGAGCAGAUAUAUCAGUUGUUCUCUUUCAAAUGAGUUAAUCCAAAAUAUGACAGGUAACGUGUGGUAACAAUUCCUUUCCACUUCAGUCUGCAAAGAUCUGAAAAUGCCCAGUUACCAUAGUUUGAAAACUCUGGUAUCAAUAAGUUGCCCCAAUUACUGUUUUUAAAAAGAAAAUUAGAAAAAAAUAUUGUACACGUAUCCCUAAUAUCUGCAGGGGAAAAAAUUCUUCAAGUAUAAACCCUGAUAAACUGUGCUUUUGCCAAGCUGUUUAUCUGCUGUGGUUUGAUAGAUAAUGCAUAGUAGAGGCUGGCAGGGAGAGACUAACUUCUUAGAUGGAAGAAAAAUGUUUAUGCUCAAAGUGACAGACAAGGAUUUAGCAUAUAAAAAUUACCUUCAGAAUUGAUUCACAGUUCAUUCCCUUUCUGUUUCCAAGCUUCAGUACGGAAGAAGAAGGGUAAGGGGAAGCAUUUUGUCUCUUGUUUAACCUGUUUCUCACCUUUCCAUAGUGAAGGAUAAUAACAUAAUGUAAAUGUUGGCAUAUGGUCCAGUUUAUUUUAUGGUGUCAAAUGUACAUUAAUUAUUGUAUAUGUUUUUUAGUUAUUUAGUUAAUAAAUUGCAAACACACUAAGAACUCAAACAGAAGACUACAUUUGAAAAUAUACCCCACAUUUCUUCCUUUUGUCUCCUUUCCUUCAUCUUGCCUUUUUUUCCUUCUUUGUAUCCAACUCUUUUCCAAACCCUUCCAUAUCAUCUCCUCACAGUUACUGUGCUAACUGGCAGCCACAGAGAACAUGUGGCCAGUAACAUAUCCUCAGUGUAGUCCUACGUUAGUGAUUUUGCUUGUCUUUUUAAUGGCCAAAUGUUACUCCCAUAACCACACUGUCUCUGUCUCAGGAAAUAGGGAUCUUGCACACAACACUUGAACUUUUGACCUGGAGAAAUGCUGCUCCGCACAAUUUUAAGUUUUCAAUAUACCAUCUUCCACACUGUCCCGUAUGCAUGGAGUGCCCUCCCUGAACUGAUUCAUAAGGCCACUACCUUCUCCUUGAAAUCUCUCCUAAAGACCCACUUCCCCUGUGAUCCCUAUUAAACAAUCAUCUAGGUAAUGAUGGCUAGGCAGAGGGGCAGGUAGAAAUAGUGGUGCUAUUUUAGUAGGGUUUAUAAAUGUUAAUGUAUAUAUAUGUAUACAAAGUUUGUUUGUGUUUAGCUGUAUUUUUCCAUACUUCUGUAUGUCAUUUUGCUUUCUUAGAUUGUAAGCUCUCCUGAGCAGGGACUGUGUCAUUUACACGUUUUCAUGACGUCUAGCCCAAGGAAGAGUCUCGAACCUCCCUGAGCCCCUGGGUGAUAGCUGGUAAACCAGUCUGCAUCUUGCUUUUCGACAAAGUUCAGUGUCAUGGAAAGGAAAGCUAGGCUGUAGGCAGUGUCUUCUCUUGACAGGGAAGCUUUUGCUUUUUAACAUUAAAGAAGACAAAAUUGGGUUAUAUUCCACUCUAUUUUUCUGCUCUUUCCUGACCUGCUUUCAGGUCGCUAACAGAGGUUCCAGCUGGUGAUAUUUUUUGUUCUCCAUUCAGAGAAUAUGACAGAAUAAACCCAAUUGCUACUGGUAUUUUUCUGAAAAAGACAAUUUGGCAGCAUAUAAAAAAUCUUCAUGUUGUUAUUGUAGGGUCUUCUGUUAACAAAAAUUCAGUUUUCUGGGUCAUAGGUGAGGGAGGCAUUGAGAUGAGAAUGAUGGCUUUUGUGGUUCUGUUUGACUGGGGGGUUUGGUUGUCAUUUGAGAGGGGUUCUGCUUCAUUGGGAGGAUAGGAGAAGGGAAGGACAUAGGUUGUAUUUUUUUAUAUUUAGGCUAGAAGAGACAACGUUUGUGUCUAAAGAGAUAGGUAGUAAAAUCUUCAGGUUCACAGCAGUAUGGCAUGGGCAGUAUUAUCAUUUUACUGAAGUUAUGAAUAGCAGGAAUUACUAAAAUGUAACCUGUACAUCAUCUGGACCACUGACUUUCUGCUUACAGUAGUUGCCUGACUCAGAGAGAUAGCAUCCAACUUCAAAAUGGAUGUUUGGAAGGAACGUGUUUUCAACAGUGAAACUGCUUUCUGGAUUUUGUGGGACAUCUGGGAGGGGGAAGAGGCAUUAUUUUUAAUUUUUUUGUGUGUGUGACUUGUAGGUUUCCAAGAAUUGUUGAAUGAGUAAGUUAUGGCAACAUGUAAACUAACGGUUAGUUGUAGCAGCAAUUUUUUGGAGGCACUACUUAAAGUAUAAUUCCAGGUUAUGCAUAGCUAGCCCAUUAAUACUGAAGAAUAACCAAAAUAUUCAUGCAGCAAAUUAAAACCAAGAUUUGAAAAUCCUCUAAGAAUAAAACAUAAAAAGAAAAAAUUUUGGUUAUAGUUUUCAUCAUCACUACAGAAAAUAGGUAUCAUUAGAGUUUCAAAACUAGUAUUUUAAAAUAAUAGAUUUAACUCUAUUCAUAAAAAGUUUGUGUGGCUCAUGAAAACCUUGUUUUUAAAGGCUUUUUCCUUCAUUUUUUGUUUCAACUUACCUAUCAAUAACUUUUUGUGGAUGGAGUAUUUUAAAAUUAUAUGCUACUUAAGGAACACAUCCAUGAAUUAACAUCUGUAAAUAGCUAGAUACAUGAUUUAAAAGUUUCAUGCUCCUAAGCUUUUUUUACUGCCAGGAAAUGGGUUUGAUUUAGUGAGCAAUUUGGGAUUUUCAGGAAAGCUAAAGUGGAUAGUGUUUAAUUUUAAAAACCUAAUAGAAAAAUCCUCUAAAAGAAAGUACAAAAUGGAGAACAGAGCAGGCUAAAUUUUCAUAGUGAAAUGGGGAUGACAACACAAAUAAUUCUUCUGCAUCAAUAAGUACUACUUUGACAGUGUCACACAAUUGUCAGUUGUGAGCUAGGGGUGGUGGUUUGUUUGAUUUGACAUGGUAAUCAAUAUAAAAGAAUCCCUCUAUAUGUGUUGAUACUGACCUUUGAGCUGUGAUGUGGGCUACAGUAACAAAUACAAACAUAGGGUUUUCCUCCUUUGAAGAGUCUAGAUGCUAAUACCACCUCAGAUACAGAAUAACUGUGAUAUCAACACAGAACAUCGUUACCUGGCAUCAAGUCUUAGCAGCAUUUGAAUGGAAAAAUAUCAGUUGAUGGCAUUCAAAAGAAAUAUUAUUAGCUCUGUCUGCAAUAAGCAUUCACACUUCAUCCCAUUCCUGUUGUCCAUUGUUUCAAAGGUGGCACGUUCUAAUGGCAUCUGAAACAAUGAAAUUGCAGAGCAAAUACAUAUACAUGAAUGCCAAACAGCGGAUUAGCUUACAGUGUUAUUUUAUGUUUGAAGAAACCACUCACAAAGACGUCUGGGUUCAAAAAUAAUAUUUUUAUUUCGCUUUGGUGGAGUUGAUGAUGGAGAUUUGUCUGCAGGAAACAAUGGAAAUACCAUCAAAGCAACUUUUACAACACUCACUGCAUCGACUCCUUUGAUAGUUUCCAGCAUCUCCAGUGCUUCUGUGUAGGAAGAAGGUUUUCUGAUCUUCACCAGACACUGUAUUUUAGAAGAUGAGAGCAAAAGACAUCAGGCUUAAUGAAGAAUUCUUGAAGGGUAUCCUUGUAAGUAAUUGAUUUGCAUUACGUAUUUGAAAUUCUAAUGAGAUAGCAAUAUAAUAAUAAGAUCAAGUUUGUCAUCAGAUGGUCAUUUUUCAUGAGCAUAAAGCAGUGACUCUGGGUGGAAGUUCUGAAGUGUAUGUGUGAAAAAAUACGGGCCCCAUUUUUUGUUGCUGUAGCAAGGUUUCAAGUUUUAUGACUUGUAGUCUUAACUUGUAGGGAGUCCGCAGCAGUGUAAGAAGGUAUAGGGUGAGGACCAUGCCUACGACAUAUGUGCUUUUAAAACACUUUGUAAGAGAAAAGUAUUGAAAAUCAGCACAUUUCUAGGAGAACAAUGCUAACCCUGUUUUCCACUGAAAAGAAGCAUUGGCACCUAGCUGGCAAUGUGCUGAUGGCACAGAAUCUUAAAUUAACAGGUAACUCAGUACUGAACACUUCCUCAAACCAGGGUUUGUCUUGUGUCAGGUGGGCAGCUUGAACUAACAUUCUGAAAACACUGGGAAUCCUGAGCAGAGGUCAGCCGAGUCUCUGUGUGGGUGUUCUCAUGUACACUAGUAUUAUUUUGGAUUUAUCAGCUUAUUCUUGAGUGUGUAGCGCCCUUUCAUGACACUUGUUUUUCUUUACUACAGGACAGUAAUUGAAAAGGUUUUCAAAACCUUUCUGCAUCAGCCAAACAAGACAAUGGUAUAAAAGAAGUUGGAAAAGGAAUUGUAAGUGUUAAAGAACAUGUGGGUUUUGUAGCAUUUGGAAACAGACAAAUUAAAUAUGUUGGUAUAUGUGAGUGUCACUUGCGCAGAUAUUAUUAAUUGAAUAUCUAACCACAUACUCAAAAUCAUGAGUGUUUGAGGAACAGUAAAAGUUGCAUGUGUUUUCCAACAUGGCACAGUUAGGGCAGUGGAAAACUUUUUCAGCACUUUUAAUGUAUUCUCUCUCUUUUUCAGGAGCCAGGGAGAUGAAGGACUUAUCUCCCUCAUCUCAAAACUCCCUUUGCUGCUAUUUCUCUUUUUUUUUCUUCAAAUGUUGAUAUACCCAUGUUAAUUCAUUUCUAAUAUAAUUAAAAAUAAAUGUUUUUAGAUAAUUCAUCAUAGUUUGUUUGGUUUUUCCCCUCGGUGUUGAAGUGUGAAGAGUUAAGUGUAAGAACCGAGAAGGCUGCAAGUGUCUUAGGUCCUCCACCUUUCUUUUUGGUUUCUUUCUGUUGAUUGUCUUUCUUUUGUGACUAGGCCAAAUUUUCAAAUGCUGUCUCUUAAACAGAACAUCAAAUUGCCACUUAAAUUCCACCUGGCUUGCAGGGCAGGAGUGGGUAUUGACUAUAUUCUCUGCUUUGUUUUUGUUCUUAAACAGAAACCACUGUUAGACAAUGACCAUUCCUCUUUCAAGGGAAGGCGAUGGAACAAAAUAUGUGCAUAUGCAGUACCUGACAUUAAGGGCUAUGUGCCUAGACCUGUUGACAGCAAGGAAGAAUGAAUGUCCUGUGUUCCCAUCACUUUUCAAAAGGAAAAAUACAUGUGCCAAAUAUUUGACUGUGGUUGACUGCAGAUGCUAGAAAAGGUGGGUGAUACUACAGCAUAUAGGUGCAAUUGGCAUUGUAUGAAGUUUUGCAUAACUGAUUGCGCCUGGUACAGUUUCUGUCUGUAUCUAUCUUAGGUAUUUACAAGGCAUCUAUCACCUUGGUACCUAAGCAGUUUGAAAAAUGCACCCACCCCAGGAGGCAUGAUGCAGAUACAGGCAGAGGCCCAGGUCCAGAGCAGCAGAGGCAGGUCCCAGGAAGCUCCCCAACUGUGUUACCGCUGUUGUUGAGCUCCUGGCCCACUUGUUGUGGCCAAGGAACAUCUCCACCUACCUGUCAGCAGGAAGACGGUACCCCACCCCUCACGUCCAGCUCCACUGGUGGGGAAGCUGAAAAGCAAAGAUAAUGGAAAAGGCAACGAUCCAGUAGCAGAGGUGAAACAGAAAUGGUGGGAUUUCAAAAGGAGGGAUUCUUAAAGAGCAGCACAUCUCAGGGGAGGGAUCAGCUGCCAGUCCAAGUGGCAGAUGUCACUGGGGAACAAGAUGGGGAGGUUCCUGGAUCCUCGGGGCAAGCUGGCCAUCACCGAGGGAGCUCGCUGUCCACGCCGGCUGAAGAACAGGAAUCCUCGGUGCCUGCCUCUGACGAAGACUCGCCGGCCAGGACCACAGAGAGCUGGCAGUGGCCGUUGUCCUCGUCUGAAACGCACAGCAACGUUGGGGAGGAUUUUGAGGGAUUUCAAACACCAGCGCGGACUCCGGAGUGUACCAUGGACAUACAGUCUCCCGGGGAUCAGUCACUCAGUAGGACUCCUCAGUUUGAAAGUGACUCUCCUGAGGAGGAGGGAAAUGAUGAAAUGAAUGAAGAGCGCUGCGGUGUUGAGCCUGUCCCUAGGGAUCGGGGUUGGAGAGGGCAGCCCCAGCUAACAGAGGGAGAGAAGCUGUUGAUGGAAACCAACAGUAGGAUUGUGCAGCUGCUGGAAAAUAUCAAGAGGGAGCAUGCACAGUCCAUGGGUCUCAUGUCACAGUCCAUGGGCCGUAUGGAGCUGCAGCUGGGCAUUGUGGCUACCUCCACAAGAGCCAUCCAUAACUACCUGUCAGAGAUUUUAGCUUUCCUCAAGCAGCCAAGGACGCAGGUCCUUGAAACACGCAUCUCCCAAAGAGCCACCCCCCAUGUUGAGUUAACUUGUGCCUCAACAUGGACUGGUGAGGACGCAGUGGCAUCCUCCACUGUGUGCUUACCAGGGGCCGAAGGGAUGAGCGACUCUCGAGAACCACCACAGGCCACGCUGCCUUGUCGCAGUGGCCGGCUGCAGAGAGCCAUAACCGAGAGGGCCUCGUUGCCCAUGCCUACACGCCAGGCAAAAGGGGGAGGGAAGAAAAAAUAACCACACCAUAGGAUUUUUAGGGUUUUUUUUAAUGUGCCUGUCCUUUUAAUUCUUAGCCAUAAGGCCAUCAGUGGCAGAAUUCAACCAUUUCCUACAUUGGCUAACAUUGUAUCCUGGCUGACUAGAUUAGUCUAACAUUUUGUAGUUUUUAUUUGCGCUGUUAACGAUUUGUGCUGCUGGUAUUUGAAGAACAUUUGCCUCUGUUCUUUCACUUUAACUUCAUACGAGCAUUUUUUUACUCUGUGCCAGGCAUUCAUUGCUUUUCUUACAAAUACAAGUCAUUUCUUGAGGCAGCUGUUUUUUGAGUUUUCUUUCUCCAUUAUCCCAUCCCCUCUGAGCAAGCAUUCUGGACUUGGUGGUAAGUAUACAGGUCUUGGCAAUACUCGCCUCCAAAACUGUGUUCGAUCAGUCUUUGCCUGGUGUUUCUGGCAUGCCAGCCUGAGGUGUUGGGGUUAGCCUGUACCGGAUCAUGAUCAUUCUUAUCCUCUGUGGGUCUGACAAGCUCACUUUCUAAGACCCUCGGUGGAGCUAAUCCACAUGUCUUGGCUAUGUCGUACAAUAAGUAAUGUUGCCAGGAUCAUACCUCAUAUUUAUCUUUUGGGGCCUGUAUAGUGAUGUGCCACCAGAUCUAUCUAGGCACCUUACUCUCAUUUUCAAAGUUCCUUUUACGAUGGAUCUGGUGGUUUGAUGGGCAGCAUUAUAAUUUUUCCUCUGAGAGAGUCUGGGGAUUUGAAACAGGAGUCACUAAGCAAUGUGUUCUACGGGGAUAAGAGCCAUCUCCUGCAACAAAUCCAUUAGGAGGAGACUGUCCCCUGUAAUUAUCACAGAUAUUAAUGAUUUAAGAAAAAGAAAAAAGAAAAAAAAAAAAAAAAGCAACUUGCCUAGCAGCCAGACCUCUUGAGAAUGUAAAAGUCAUGACAUGCUGUUGGGUACUGUGAUACUAUGUCUGUGAUUAAGAGCUUUUCAUCAGAGACAACCUACAUGUUGAUAAAAUGCAACUACUUUCUGUGCCUUUAGGCCAUCUAAUUCCUGAGGGCUGGCACCCUGAGCAGAGCAUGGGUCCGACUGGUAACCCACAGGGCGGAUGGAAACGCACUUUUGCAAUAAAUUAUUUUAUAUCUGUUGGUGCUGCCUCUCUCGGGGGAAUUUAAUAUAGUGGCACUCAAAUUGCUAUAUGCAUGCUGAGGCAUCAGACUGGCUUAUACAUGUGGUAUCCCUGACAGUUCUCCAAAAGGAUGCUGUUACCAGGAGCCCCUUGAGCAGUGGUAACGGAUUAUCACAGGUGUAGCAUGGCUCCUGUGUUUGACUCUCAACAUGCCGUUGUAACUUCUCGUAAAGGUUCAGAAGAGUUUAUAUGGCAAUGCAGUGAUGAAUUCCUCCUCUGGCAAAUACUAGAGAAUAAUUGUAGGCCUAAAAAUCCUCUUCUGUGAUUACAGUUGAGCUGCGCUCUCUGUCCAUUGAGCCAUAGACUCUUCUUCCCUGUCUUUCUGCGAGACUGAAUUUAUUCAAAAUAAAGCAGAUAAUAUUUUGUUAUUCAACCAUUCAGCCACAAAUUGCUCCCUUAUAAGUGUGUGUGCGUGCGUGCUUGUGGCUGUACUUUGCUAAGUGACCGGUUUAAUGACGAAAUGCAGCUGGCAUGGCCAACCUCCAAUGCAGGUUUUUUCCACUACAGAAUAUUUCUUCCCUUCCACCUACAUCCCGCUGCGUUCCUUUUAAGAACGCCAUUGGAGGUGUGCUUCUUUGGCCACACUGUUGACACACCUCACACCAGGUGCAAAUUUUUGCACCCAUUCUGUGGCUUUUUUCUAUCUCUUUUGUUAAAACUGUUUGUAAAAGUAUCCUCAGACAAUGUCCAACACAAGCUUGUAAGAUUCCCCUCUCAUUGGUACAAGAAAUGCGUGCUGCAGAGUAUUUAAGAUCACAAGGAGGUUGGGAGAGAAACCGAUUAGUAAGCCUGACAAAUUAUUCCAGUACGUGCGGCCUUUGCAACAUGUGUUUCUCAUGCGUACAUGGUUUGCACACUGGUACUGUAGAUGUGAGCAGCCUAGUUAAAGGCAAAUGAAAGUUGGUCCCAGUAUGCUUACGUCUUAUUUCUUUGGGAUGAGUUUGAAUGAAGCUAAAUAUACUUCAGCCAGUUAAUUUUCUUGGCCUAAUAAGCACAUUUGAUAAUACAGUGAGAAUGUUUUUAUUUUACAUAGUGUUUUCACUUCAGAAGUGUGGUGCAGUUGCGGCCAGAUGUUCAGAUUUUGACGUAUUCUGCAGGACCCGCCAUGUAGCUGCUGCCAUUUAGAAUCUAUCUCGUUCCACGUGCUGGCUGCUUCUGUAGCUUCACAUUUUUUGUUGUAGUUUUCAAAUGACAACCUCCACUCUACCUUUGCUUUCUCAUCAAAAGCAGUAGAGCAAAAGAAGAAGCUGCGCAAAUGUAGUAGUGCUGCCAUUGGAAAUACUGUGCGAGGAAUCCCUAAAGAGUUCCUUGCAAAGCAGCUUAAGCUUUAACCUGCUCUCCUCUCCCAUUUCUAAGUGCUUUAGCUAGACUUGGUAAGGCACAAAGCACCACUUGAAUGGGAGCAGCUAUAGGGUGAGAAGGACUGAGAACCUGUCUACAGACAAGAAACCUGCAAUAAACUUACACAAAAAAAAGUUUCUUCCAACUGGAAAUAGUAGAUGGUAUUAAGAAUUGGUACCAACUGAUAUUUUGGUCAGAUCCAAAAUUAGGAUCUGACUUCCAGUAUUGUCUAGCAAAAUCAGUGCAGUUGGAGGGUAUGUAUGUUUCAUCCCCAAACAAAUAUUUUCAUGCUUUUCAAGUGUCUGUCAUAGCCUCAUCACUCUUUCCCUGUAGCUUUUUGUUGUCUGAACGGGUAUAUGGUUACAUGUGUCUGUUAAAAAUAAAGGGGAUCAGUUCUUACAUGGUAUAUUUAUAUUUCUUAUUUACAGAUUUUGAGUACCUAGUGCUUCAGUUUCCAAAACUUCCUUCUUUCUGCAUCCCAAAGACCAGUUGUUUGGCUUCUGGGAUGAUAAAAAGGGUGGGAGAGACUUAACAGGAAAUCUCUGCCCAGUUGAAGCUCUUGGUGAUAGAUCCCCUGAGUAUGAUUCUACAGUCUAGCCGUAUUUUUGCUGUGUAGGUCAAAUGUUCGUGGUUAUACCAUUGCUUUCCAAUGCCUUUUGCUGAGCAGAAGUGCAGACAUUCUUCUUUCAGAAGUUCACAGUUUGUAUUACAAAGUCUUAUGAAAUGUGACUUGAAGUUUGUUUUAUUUUUGAAUAUAUGUGAUGAUUUUAAGAAUUUUUUUCCUUUUCUCCUUCCACUGGAUGAUUUAAAACCCAC